This is a messenger RNA of Lucilia sericata (common green bottle fly), 788 nucleotides long. RefSeq lists its product as uncharacterized. Lineage: Eukaryota; Metazoa; Arthropoda; Insecta; Diptera; Calliphoridae. The coding region runs from base 60 to 788 and encodes 242 amino acids. The record is from RefSeq and is a predicted model, not a curated record. The transcript has 3 exons.
CAAACUUUGAUAUAUAAAAAAUCGAAUUCAAAUUUAAAUUUAGAUUCUGAGAGCAAGAAAUGUCCCACAAUCCCUAUAGAUUUGUAGUAUAUGCCCUCGUUAUUAUAAUGGCGGUCACUAUAGCUCUAGAUAUAAUGCUAUUUCCCUUGUUAUGGACCACGGUAUUAUUUUAUGGCUUAACCUCAGCUGUAACCAUUUUUCGUGUUUUUGGUCGUAAUGGUGCCACGAUCGUCAUACAUAUUGUCACAACUCUGGGAUUACUCUUAAUGGUUUAUAUACACUUUUACGAUGAAACCCAUCUAUCCGAUGUUGAAUAUUAUAGGGAAGAGAAACGUUUAAGCUAUAAUAUGAUAUUGGAUCCCAAGCCAAAGGCACCAUUGCCACAUAGAGCAAAUUUCAUGGCCAUCUGGCUUACUUAUCCCCUGUUCUACUUGGCCUUUGCCUCUAUUACCGGCAUUCUCUGCAUUUUUAAUUUAUCCCUAAAUGUUCGUAAAAUGUUUGCUGGACUUCAUGGUACUUUGGGUCAUACCAUAACUAUGAUUUUUUUCCUAGUUUGUGUAUUUUAUGCUCAUUAUUUCAAGACCUACGAUUUAACGGUCACCAUUAAAAUGUUGUAUUACUUGACAUAUAUGCUGGUUAUGUUGUCUCCGAAUCUGGUUAAUUAUUCUCAGAUACUAAGCAAACAUUUUUCGGAUGAGCCGGAAGAGGAGGAAGUUGAAGAUGAUGUAGAAGAAGUUGAGGAGGUAAUUGAAAAGAAAGAAGACAAAAGAAAGGAUCGAAAGAAAUGA